This is a messenger RNA of Gossypium raimondii (Peruvian cotton), 3416 nucleotides long. RefSeq names its product pentatricopeptide repeat-containing protein At4g02750. NCBI's taxonomy places the organism in Eukaryota, Viridiplantae, Streptophyta, Magnoliopsida, Malvales, Malvaceae. Gene Ontology annotation, biological process: RNA modification. Gene Ontology annotation, molecular function: protein binding; RNA binding. The transcript is spliced from 2 exons. The record is from RefSeq and is a predicted model, not a curated record. Bases 292 to 2061 code for a protein of 589 amino acids.
CAAAUUCACCCAAUCUUCAUAAAAGAAAAAGGUGUUUUGAUCUCUCAUAUAUCGAAGUCCAAGACGACCAUGAGACCGAGGUUGAUAGAUAGAGUCCCACCCAACUCAUGUCAUCUUCAUAUUUGUUUUAAAGUAUACAUUUGUAUUUCAUGUUUAAUAAUUUUUUAUAUAAACAUUUUUCUUUUAUUAAAUUGUUAAAUUAAACCCAUCUUUCUUGCACAAAAACUCGCCCGACUCAAAAUUCCAAUUUCUAUUUCUUCUCAUGUAAUAAUAAUUGAGUAUUUUGCUAUCAUGCUCCUUCGCUUUUCCCUCCAAUCCACACCCAUAAUCUCUCCCUCUCUUCUCCCCAUAUUUCAUAUUCCUUUCGCUUUCAAAGCUCUUCUUUACCCAGCUAAGCACCACUCCUUCUCUGCUCCCCGUGUCUAUGAUUGCAACGUUAGGAUCCGGGAACUUUCUCGGGCAGGUUACAUUAAAGCUGCCCGCCAACUGUUUGAUAAUAUGCCAGCUCCCGACGUCGUCUCCUGGAACUCUAUCAUUACCGGCUACUGGCAGAAUGGCUUUCUUCGGGAAUCGAAGAAACUUUUUAUUUCAAUGCCUGAUAGAAAUAUACUCUCCUGGAACUCCAUGAUCGCCGGUUGUGUCGAAAAUGGAUACUUAGAUGAAGCUUUCCAGUAUUUUAAAGCAAUGCCUGAGAGGAAUACCGAGUCGUACAAUGCGAUGAUGUCAGGGUUUAUAAGAUGGGAUAGAGUGAAAGAAGCUGAAAUGCUUUUCCAAGAAAUGCCUAGAAAGAAUGUGAUUUCUUAUACAGCAAUGAUGGAUGGGUAUAUGAAGGUAGGGGAAUUUGAGAAGGCGAGGGCUUUGUUUGAUGAGAUGCCGUAUAGAAAUGUUGUUUCUUGGACGGUGAUGAUUAGUGGGUAUGUUGAUAAUGGCAGGUUUAAUGAAGCCAAGGAGUUGUAUGAGCGGAUGCCCAAUAGGAAUGUUGUUGCUAUGACUGCUAUGAUAACUGGGUAUUUUAAGGAAGGGAAGGUGGAGGAUGCUAGGACCUUGUUUGAUGGAAUUUGGUGCAAAGAUCUACCCUGUUGGAAUGCAAUGAUAACAGGUUAUGCACUAAAUGGGAUCGGAGAGGAAGCACUUAAGUUGUGUUCAGAAAUGGUUAAGCUGGCUAUCCAACCGGAUAUUUUCACCCUUGUUUCUGUUUUCACUGCUUGUUCUGGUCUUGCAUCAGUUAAGGAAGGCAGGCAAAUGCACGUGCUUGUUAUAAAAUAUGGCUUUGAAUCAGAUGCUUCUUUGUGUCAUUCCUUGAUUAAUAUGUAUAGUAAAUGUGGUAGCAUUCUUGAUGCUGAGCAAGCUUUUAGACAAAUGAAUGGAGCGUGCCUUGUUUCAUGGAAUACAAUCAUUUCUGCAUUUGCGCAGCACGGUCUCUGUGAAAAGGCUGUUGAAUUCUUCAACCAGAUGGAAGUGGUUGGUGUUAAACCAGAUGGGGUAACUUUUCUUAGUUUAUUAUCAGCUUGUGGUCAUGCAGGGAAAGUAAAUGAAAGUAUGGACUUCUUUGACCUAAUGGUAAAAGAAUAUGGGAUUUGUCCUGGACCUGAACACUAUUCUUGCUUGGUUGAUACACUGAGUCGAGCAGGUCAGCUGGAAAAGGCAUCAGAAAUAAUACGAUCGAUGCCUUUUGAAGCUGAUGCUGGAGUCUGGGGUGCUCUUUUAGCUGCCUGCAGUGUUUACUUGAAUGUAGAAUUAGGGGAAUUAGCAGCUAAGAAAAUUGUGGAAUGGAAUCCACAUCAUUCUGGCGCUUAUGUUGUUUUGUCUAAUAUAUAUGCUGCGGCUGGCAUGUGGGAUGAAGUCACAAGAGUGAGGCUACAGAUGAAAGAGCAAGGAGUGAAAAAGCAAUGUGCAUAUAGUUGGAUGGAGAUUGGUAAUAAGGUGCACCACUUCCUUGGAGGGGAUAUCUCUCAUCCGGACACCAAUAAGAUUCAUUUAGAGAUUAAGAGUAUUAGCUUACAAAUGAAAGCACUGGUUAAUAUUGCAGAAAUUGAUUUGUUGUGGAGUAGUUUUGAUUGACAUAUAUCUCAAUGUGAGUUGUGAUUCCAGAUAGAAAAUGUGCAUUCAUUUGGUUACAAACCAACAAUGAUAUCUUAUGCCAAGGGGGGAAAACACAUUUCACUGUCUCUCUAGUUAUAGAAUUUUAGGAGAAACAGGGAAGCCACAACUGUUGGUAGGAACUUGUGAAAACAAGUUGUGAACAUAGCCUAUUGUUGUUCUACUUAUCUGCUAUCAACUCCUUGGCUGCUCUGUUUGUGACUGACAGCAGUGGUGACAGUUACUGAUUAUUUCGGCGUAUGCAACAAAUUUGGUGACAGGGAAGAAAUUGAUCUUCAGCCUUCUACUCAUAUACUUAGAUACUAUGUUGGCAUAGUUCCACUUUGCAUAUUAUCAGAUAGGGAACGGAAUUUAUGGUGGAAUUCAUGCUAAAAGAUAGUGCGAGUGUGUUCUACCUUAGUUGUUUCUUACCUGUGAGUGACUGUGACCAAUGUCUUAAAAAUUGUCUGAUCAAUGAAGGAACACAUGUUUUAAAGUAGCUAUGUUUGGCCUUCAAUUGCAUUGGCUCAUAACUCUGGACAAAUAGUUAUUAUCAUCUAGAUUAGGUAGGGUGGAUUAUGAUCUGGCAGGUGGUGCUGGUGGCUGGUUCUUCCAUUGGAUUCUGGCUUCAUUUGUUGCAUUUUACCUUAUCUUCGCAGGGAUGGAAUUGGUAGGGAUUACUAGGUAUCUCUUGCAUACCUGGCGGAAUCAUUGGAAGAGAUGGGACUAACUGAAUGAUAUACCUCCAUGCAACUGAGAACAUGAAAGCCGGUAUCCACUGCAUUUGCUUGAAGGACAUCAGUAAAAAUUAAGGAUCUGUUCACAUCCUUUGUCAUAGCUUUGUUUAAUUCCUAUUCCUUCAAUCUGUUGUCUAUGGUAGAAAGUUGAAAAGAAAAUGGGAUUAUAGUUUUAAUUGUAAAUCAUGUUAAAGAUGAAUGACGAAAGAAUGGAGCAAUUGGAAUAGAUUGUGUUACAUGUGACCACUUAGUUCAAAUCAACUACUUUGACCAAGAGAAGCGAAGAAGGAGAAGCUCGCUCUACUUGUAGUCAAGGGGCUCACUAGACGCCCCGUGAUCAUCAUACUCAAACUACGUGUUUUUGCAAUAUUUGUUUGCAACAUGUUCAGCUUGUGGUUAACACUUCAAAUCACAUCAAACACACUUCGGGGUUUCAUACAUACACCAUGACUCAAUUAUCUGUUCUCUUUAGCCAAGGUUCAAUUUUAUUAUUAGUCCUUAUAUUUUACAAAAGUUGUAAAUGUAAUCUUUCUACUUUAAUUUGGUCAUUCUUAUUUCUUGUACUUUUCAAUUAUUAAAAUUUUGGUCCUUACCAUACAA